This is a messenger RNA of Colletotrichum lupini, 132 nucleotides long. RefSeq lists its product as uncharacterized. Lineage: Eukaryota; Fungi; Ascomycota; Sordariomycetes; Glomerellales; Glomerellaceae. The record is from RefSeq and is a predicted model, not a curated record. The transcript has 2 exons. Bases 1 to 132 code for a protein of 43 amino acids.
AUGGACCAGCGGCCGGUUGGGAGACUCAGCGCUGCUUUAUAUCUUGGAAUCCCUGCGCUCGACAGCCCAAAAGACCUCGAGGACCUUCCUUUUGAGGAAAUCGCAACUCCUGGCUUUCCGCGACAGCCUUAG